AUGUGCAGCGUGAUUGGUUUAUCACCAUGGGAUUACACUUCUGCUUUCGACUCUGACAUUCUGGUUUUCACUAUAAGAGGAAUGUAGGAGACGGAGUUAUAAGUGGAGUCAGAAAAAAUGGAAACAUUCUGAUUCUUCUGACUCCAAUUGCGUAGUGCUUAUGACUCCGUUUACGCCUCCUAUUUUGGAUUUUCACUAGGUCAUAAGCGCUCUUACGACUCCACUUACAACUCCGACUCUGACUCAGUCGCUAGUGAAAACUAGCCUUAAAAGUUAAUUGUUGGUAAGCCUUCAACAAUUUUUUUAGUGUCUCUUUAUGGAGAGCAUCAAGAUUGACUAGUAUGAUAAGCAGAUAAAAUGAACCUGCAAACAACAGGAGCAACUACAGAAUACAAGGCCAUAUUUUAAAGUCUUAAACAGAAGUGGCUCGGUGGCUCGCUAGUCACGACAAGUGUUUAAAGAACAAGAAAGAUAUAAGACACGUAAGUAUAAGACAGACAUAGAAGGCAUAUACUUUAGUAUGUAUUAUAGCAGAUUAUAGGUAUAUAUUUUAGUGGCUCGGCGGCUCUUCAGUCGAGGUUAUAUAGUUUAGUGGCUCGACGGCUCGGUGGCUUGUUAGUCGGGACUACCGAGCCACCCCAACGAAUAUACCUAGAAAAUUUGCCCUGUAUUCUAUAGUUAAGCCCUUUGAAGACACUGCAACCAUCAGGUCUUGGGCCACUAUGAUAGACUUUAUUCAAAGAUGACAGAUUAGAAAACUGACUAUGGGUGUUACUAAAUUAGAUGGCUAACGAGAUAUCUCAUAAAAAGAAAUUUAAAAAAAGUGGUCAUCAAACAGAGCACCCUAAAUGUCUAACUUGAUACGUACAUGUAUCAUACACAGAUCUUUGAUACCUUCAAACAAACACUAACACUUGCCUCUCCUUUAUAUGGGCAAGUUAGCCUCUCAAAAAGUCAAGAAUAACAAGUGGUAAUAAUGGAGCGACCGGAAAUUGUCCAAAAGUUCGAAUGUGCCCUUUAGCAGCCUGAAGCAAAUUGACUUAUUGCUAAGAAUGCAGACUCGCGUAGCUGUUUUGCACGCAAAGAAACCGUGCGUUGAAAUAUCGGUUAAGAGACCCUUCAAAGACACUUUUUUGCUGUCUGAGUUCAAAUAUAAGGAGUAGGCCUCCAAAAUAUGUUUUGAAAGUGUCAACCUACAUAGCCUUUGACAAGUUGCGGGGAUGCUAAGACUUUUCAAGACAAACUGCUUCUCGAAAUUUAUUAAACAAAGUCAAGUAAUUAUGGUGAAAUGUACAAAGCAGUAAGCAUUGCCCGAGGCAAAAAGCCGUCAAGCACACGAACAUUACAGGUCUGUUUUAGCUGCACUUUGAAGUCAAUAAUAACAGUUUAGUAUUCAAGAAAAGGGAUUUUGCAUUCUUAAAAAAAGUUAAUCCCUCUAUUUGGGAACUGUACGACACGGAUUUAGCCGUCAAGCAUACUUUAGUCGCAGCAGUUUUCGAGAAAUUUGACCCGAUAAAGACAUCUUUGAUGAAAAUACAUGAGAAAAGCAGAAUUUCCUGCGAAGCCGACUCUCGUUUCGUGAUACGAGCCAAUCCACAAUUAUGGGUACAUUAUAUUGGGCGAUGCGGCUUCAAUUUAGCCCAAAAUAGAACUCAGCUUCACCAAUAGGCCAUCUGAAUAAAGCUUUACUGAGAGAGUUCGUGGUUAUAAGCUUAAAUAAGCUUGGGUCAUACAUAAGUCCUCACAAGAUUUUUUUAUUUUUACCGCGGUGAAACAGCGUAUGGAACGAAAAACAAGAUAAAAAGUUUCUCAAUUUUACGUUCAUUAAGCAUUCAGUAAUGUUUUAUCCUAGUGAUCACUACGAAUGUUUUCUCAUUUCGCGAGAUUUGUUUGGAAUCGGAUGCCCGAAGAGUUAACAAGAGCGCUUCCGUCAAGAUUAAGAAAACUGUCAGUGGAAAGCGAUUUUGCUCAUUGAAAAAAGUUUCUGUCUUCAACGGAAGGCAAAAAGUCGAAUGAAGAAGAGUUAGCUCUUCAAAGGCUUGUAAAAACAAAGUCUACAGAUCUCGCGUGUAUUCAUCAUACACUUUGCUGACCGCCGAAGCAGAACUGCUAAUCUUUAAAGAAGCUAAAAACAAAAUCGCCCUUGCUAGGAUCAACAAAACAUCUAAUGUUUGUCGAAUCCGAAUUUCCGUCAAGUUGACUUACCUACUGAUAGCGUAAACAACGAAAAACUCAACAACACGAAGCCACAUCGCGAUAGCCCUUCCAUGUUUCUUGUGCAUAGAUCGACAAACAACAAACCCCUCUCUGUCGGGUUUUGUCAAUGUGCCCAAUUAUGGAAAUUGGGUCUGAAUCGAACGCGUUGAUUGGCUGAUAGAGAGUAACAGAUGUCACCUUUUUUUCAAGGCAUUUGGCGGUUUAGGAUGAUUACAGGCAAAUACGGAGAAUUGUUGCCUAUUGUUAAGCGACCAAUCGCAAAGGGGGCUAUUUUUCUUUCGGAAACAACAAAGGCUUUUGCUAAAUGAGUCUUAAGAUACCGAAAAAUAAUGCCUUUUAUCCUCAGCGUCUGGGGAAAUAAAGUGAGAAUAUAGAGUUCAAUAAAGAUGCCGACUGCAUUUACGUGUGAACAUACAAGAGAAGCUAUGAGACAAAGGAAGUUUUGUUACUGAAAAACGAGGCUUUUUGUAAGUUUCAAGCACCGGUAGCAAGCAAUUCAAUUAAGAGUAAGCCUGGAAAUGGAUUUCUUGUGAAAUUCGACAUGUUAAAAGGCAGUAUAAUUCACUGUUUGUUAAGAGUUUUUUAGGUGGCUAGUCCAGACACAGGACUCAAUCGAAGCUCACAAAUUCUACGAAGUUCUGUGAGCAAAAUGGACGACAGCAAAGUUUAGAAAAGGAUCCUAUUGGAAAAAAAAAAGAAAAAGCAAUGAAUAAAACAGAAGUCAAUACAUUUUCACGGUUUUGCACAAAUUACAAGGUAAACAUAAAACAAACACGACUCUGCCAAAAUCUGUAGGUGAAGACAAAUCAAACCGAAGAGCCAAUACUGAUUAUAAUUUAUCGAAAUGCUAGACAAAACAACGCUGCCACAGUAUUAAGUCUAUUAAAAGAAACAGUAAGCUUCACGGAAAAUAAAACUUGAAUAGCAACUGAAAAGACUAUUUUUGGUACAUUAAAAUUCAUACUUGACCAUAUUUGGCUCCGAGGCUUCGGAGGAAUAAAAGAAAUCAUGAUUUCUUUUCUUAGUAUCCCGCAAGCCUCACAGCCAAGAAUGAAUUUUAAUAUAUCGGAAUUGGUCAAUUAGUAUUUCUUUGGAUGUGGCCAACCUAAUGCAAAAUGGGCACUGAGUCUAUUGCUAGUCGCUCAUCAGCGCUAUGCAGGGUCGUCCCAUGAAAAGUUCGGGGUUUUUUUGUACUCUGGCCCAAGUCCACGAGUCCAAUUUGACAGCCAAACUACUUCUAUUAUUUUGAAACUUUUUUUUGGGGUAUGUCUGGGAUUUUGAGAAUUGGCUUCGCUUCAGCUCUUCAUUGUAAAAAGCUCGAUCACUCGGACUUUCGUGCAAAUUAAAUACAUUUUACUUAAUAUUCUCCCUACUAAUUCUCAAUUUAUUUAUUUAUUUUUUAUAUACACUAAGUCUUAAUGGAACUUAAUUUUUCACUAGCCGGGAGACAAGGACUAAGCUAAGCAGUGUUUCCGUAGCCAUCCAACUCGAUAUGCCUCACCACAUACGAACUACUCACGAAAUAUGAGCUGAAUUCAUUCUUUAAAAAGUGAUAACCUGAUAACAAAAAAUUUCCUAUGCGGUUAAAAGUUGUGGAAGAAUUACCGAGAAAAAGCUGUGAGAAAUUUAGGGUAUCCCAUUUUCAGAUUAAAGGGUCACGAACAGAACCCACAAGAAGGGUCCAGACAAUCGUCGCUUAUCACCAUAAUUCAAAGAGUUACUUUAAGGCCCGGGGCCCAGGCUUUUUAAAAGAUGUGACUUGCAAUUUUCAGUUGUUUAUGAGUAGGUUAAUUGUGGUUUAUAUAUUAGUCACUAAAUUAAUGUUUAUGUUUUUAAUGCCGGCUUCGUAGCCUGCGUCACAGACACUCUAAACCUUCUGUAUAAUUACCCUGCGAGCAGAGGCCUUCUCUCUUGUAGGGAUUUUAGCGUUUACGAAGUCGAUCGCAACAGACAAGCCACGCGAACCACUUCGUAAACGCUAAAAGCCAUUUAAGAGAGAAACCUCUACUCGCAGGUUACUGUAUAAUGGUCUAGACGAUACGUGGACCGGCUGCAACGCACGGCUGGCUAUGCCUCCGUGCUGAGUGACGAUAAUUACACUAAGCCGAGGUUAGAUUACUUUCAAAAUGGCAGGUAAACAACCUGGUUCACAGGUUGUUCAAAGCCGGGUUAAGAUAACCCAAGGUUAGUGCGAAAUUUGAAUUCAGAUAUGAAAGCUUAAAAAGUAAAUUCAGCUUAAUUCUUUUUGUCAGCAAGUUGACGAUUGCAUGCUGUUCAAAAUAUCAAAAAAUGCUUUUGAACAAAAGAAAAAGAAACCCGGUUUCAAUUUAACCCUGGGUUAAGCGCUGACAGCGCUGCUAAGCGGCCUUCGAGUGGAGGUAACCAGCAAUUGAAACUGAAAUGUUUUGAAAACUAUGCAAUGCGUAGAUUAUAUAAUGUUCUCUUUCUCAAUUAAACUUCCUUCUCGUUUAUUUCAAAAUCAUUGCUGACUCGUGCUGACGUUAUAUGCAUUCCGCGCAUGCUUGAAUUUGUAGUUUCAAACUGAAGGCAUUGUCAUUUAUUAAAGGAGCUAUAUUACACUACUUGAUUUCUUUUUAAAAAGCUAAAACUUUUUUCCGCAUCAUCUGAAUUGCAAAAAUUAAGGGUCCAGUUUUGUUAUUUACGACUUUGUUCAGGCAACUAAACUGUGUUCCUGUCAGUCUGAAGCCACUUUAAAAUUACCAAAAACACUCGUGAUUAUUAUUGUUAGUGUUCCCGGAAGAAAUUCGUUUGAUGUAUUCUUCAUAAAGGUGAUGUUACAUGAGACGAUUCACAACGACGAUUUUUAACACAGCGUUGCAACAUUGUUUCAUUGUUUCGUUUGUCGUAAAAAAAAUUAACUUCAACUUUAACUUUUUCUAACCUCAAUUUCUCAGUAUAGGAGUGAAUAUUGCUGUUUAUAUGAAAUUAGAUGUCUUGUCUCCCGGGAGUGGCUGAUGGACCCCAAAACGACCUUUUUACAGGCCUAAUCCGAUAGAAAUUUUUAAACCUUUUUCAAAACAACUGAUUUUUCUUCUUCAAAAAAAAAAAAAACAGAAAGUACAGUUUUAUACCCUCAUGACCCCUCUCGAAUCGAAUCGCCCUGGUUACCCAGACUACCUUGCGCCGGGCUGCGGGAAGUUCAAAUUUCCAAACAACCAAUCAAAUCGCCCUUGACCACUGAAGGAAAAUUCAGUUCGUUUAUUCCACGAGUCGAUCCUUUAUACGAUUUUCCAUCGCCUCUUGUUUUGAAUUUAUAAAUUUCCUUUAAUUGUAUCAUUAGUCUUUUAGAGUUUCUUUUUGGAUCUCUGUCUUCGUUUUGGUAAGUACUUUGAUCUAAACGCAUGACCAUUCGGCCAUGCUGAUAGUUUUGACGUUGAGUGCGCGGGUAGUUCGAAGUCUGUCGAUCCAAUCUUACAUUAUUGCAUGUUUGCUCGCCAUGAAAACGAACUUAAAGAAGACCAUUUCUUUCGAUGUAACCUUGUGAUAAAGACAGGAAUGUUUACGUGGCUCUCUCGUGUAAAAUAUGAUACUUAGAUGCGGCUAAGUUUCCAAUUACGAUCGCUACGAUCGCUGAAAACGUAGAAAUCAUUGAGAAACUACUCUCCAGCGAUCGAAGCGACAACGAUCGCUGAGAUAGAAAAAGUUCUUUCUCAGCGAUCUUCACAAUAGCUGAACCCUUUUUCCAGCGAUCGCAGCGAUCAUACAAACUGUAUGGAAACCAGGCUUUAGGCACAUCACAUCAUAAAGGAUCGCUGCGCUUGAUUGUUUUUUAAAACCAUUUGAAAUUGAGGCUUACAUGCAGAAAUUUAUAGGCGCAGGUUUGUGGAUAAAACUAAGCAUUAAGGGAAUAUAAACUGAGUUUACCCUUAAAUAUGUUGAUUAGAAUCUUAAAUCUGUGUUGUCAUUCAUGAAUGGAAUAGAGCCCAUCUCUAUCAUCUUUCAACAAACUACAUGUAUGUUCAACAUACUUUGUUGAACGAGAGAAGGGCACUGCAUUUGUUGAUCAGCAGAUGUCGAACUGUGUGUCACUGGCCUAGAACACUCCCCGAGUUUAAUUACUCUGACAACUUUUGAAAUGAAUAGUAUGAAAGUUGAUAGUAAAACGUAAAUUUUGGGUCUAUCCAAAGGUAAAAGGCUUUGACAGAACCAACCUGACUCCUGUAACAUAUGCAUGCAUGUUACUCUUACCUUGAUGUCAUAUUGUGUCAGGGACACUAGCUAGCCUGCGAAAACAGCCAUUUCUCCUUGCUCCUUGCCACUGGGACAUUUUUGCGAGGAGGAAAGUCUGCGACUCAGUGACAGAAAUUCCAUACUGAUGACAUAAAAUCUGUCCUGAAUUCGGUCAGAAGUGCUGAUUGGACAACAAAGUAGUUACAUUGUCUUAGCUAUUGUUUACGAAUGACAUACAAAAGACAAAAGGCCACAAAAGUCAAAUGUGAAUGCAAUGAAUCCAUAACAAAACAGUCAAUAUUUGUGGAAUAUAUUCUUCUCUGGAAGAAGCAGUUGAGUUUAAUUUUGCUGGAGCUUUUCGCAGAUGAACACAACACUUUUCCAAAAUCAACAAGGAGAAAUGUAAAAUUAAACAAAUUUGUAUUUAGAACCCCAUGACUACCAGAUAUAUUAUGUAAACAUUGAUUUUUGUCAUCAGUGUGGAAUUUCUGUCAUCACUGAGUCGCAGGCAUUCCUCCUUGUGAAUCGUCCAAGAAGCAAGGACAAACGGCUGUUUUCGCAGGCCACAGGGACACAGGACAGUAGGAAACAAAACCGCUGUGAACAACAUUCUAUGUUAAGUUCCUACAGAUGCACAAAUUUUAUCUCUGGUCCUGGCUAUAAUAAACAAAUGUUUAGAAGUCUUCCUUGUUGGUGCUGACCUGAGUCUUCUCUAUUAUUUCUUCAGAGACUGGUUUUAUGCUAAAAGACCCAGGCUUAGGGUUAAAAGAGAAGCAGUAAACAUGGAUUCUACAGAAGCACAAGUUGUAAGUGUUAGCUGGGGAUUGACCAAAGUUACUUCUUAGCCAUGUCAAUCAUGUGUAAUAUUUACGGGGAUGUAAUUAGACAGUCAUUAUUAAUUUAAUGAGAUGAAAUUUGUUUGGGUAAAAGUGUUAAAUGUUAUUUCCAUUUGGGUGUGACUGACUUCCAGUUCAAUGGAUGUCACGUUGUGUCACAAUGAUAAUUCAAUCUGUUCUUUUCUUAGUUCUUUGAUGGUCAACUACAAGUCUUUUAACAGAUGUGUAUGUUUGACAAUUUAAAUGUUAAUUUACACUCAUUUUUUUUUUCAGCGAUCACCAUUAGCAACUCAAGAUCAAAAUAUCAUGGCCAGUAAACAAACUGCGAAGUCUCAAUUUAUCAGCAAACUUAGACCACCAUCAGCAAUAAAAAGACCACGGGAACAAGCAUUGGCCAAAGUUGAACAAGCAAGUUCUGAGGUAUAAAAUUACACACGUAAAGUGAAGGAAAUGCUACAUCGCGGGCUUCUGAUAUUAAGCAAAAUUUGUGCAGUUUAUUAAUCUCUAUGAACGACAUAAUCCAUAAGAAAUUUCACUAAUAGAAAAAUUUUUCAUUAUUAAUUCAGUCUGCACUGAAUAAUAACAGUUUAAAAUACAUGUAAAUGAAUUUCAUGACUAAAGACUGUAUAAGAAAGUGUUUUAUUUGCAGUCUACUCUUUGUCCAGAGAAAUCUCCUAAUUGCCAUUUGAUAGACCUUUUCACUGCAUAAUUAAUGUGACCUCCUAUAAAGUCUACAUAAUUUUUUUAUAAUUAUAAUAAUAUUAUUAGCAACUAUCAAUUUGCAUGAGAUUGAUCUCAAGUCAUAUACUAAGGUAUUAACAGUGUUACGUGAGUUUUGUUUUAAUUUGUGAUUUUUACCUUUUGGGACCAAACUCAUGCAAGGCAGUUGCUCAUAAUUGCUGGAAUCUUCCUCUCAACUGAACACUUUAAAUUCUAAUGAAGCUUUUUGACUAAAACAAUACAGCCUCCACCAAAAAUGAAAAGAUCAUCGUCACAAACCUCCUUGUCAUCGCAAGCCAAAACAGCAAAUUCAAGGCCUGCUGUCUCUACAACAUUAAGGCGUCAGACUUCAGCCACUACAACUGCAAGGAGGGGUGUUGUGUCUGGUGGACCUCAGGCACGUACAGGACAGGUGUCAUCCGUUACCAAGAGACAGACCAUAGCCUCUAAACCACCCACCAAUGUGAAUAAAAGCUCCAAUACAAAGGCAUCCGCUAAUGAGCCUGUAAAAGGCUUCAUAGGUUAGUGAAAAUUUUUAUGACUUAGCUCGAGUCUUAUCUUGUUCCCUUCUGACAGAGAAGUGCAGGCUCAUUUCCCAGACAGCGGCUGGUAAUCAAGCAUGCUCUUUCCACCAUUCUUCCACGUACCUUUUUUUACUCUCUUUAAAGAAAAAAAUGCGCUUCAUUUGAGUUAAAGUACUGAUUGGGGACACUAGUUUUACCUCUCUUACUGGAGACAUAACCACCAUUUUACGUGGUCAUCUGAGCCACGCGAAGAUCCAGUUGCUUGCUGUGCAAAUGGAGUACCUUCAUUUCUCAGUUAUUUUAAGACCCAGCUGAGUAAUGGUCCGGCCCAGGGAAUCAAACCCACGACCUCCUGCUCUGCAGUCAGGUGCUCUACCGACUGAGCUAAUCCUGCUGUGGAAGUCCCCUUUGAGAGACACUUAUGGCCAUUCCAAAUCAGCAUGGUCCGUUUUAAAGAGAUUUCAUAAUAUCCUAAUAUCAUCAACCUUUAAAUUUACCAUUAAUAAGCUACAUAUGUCAGUGUACAUGUACAUUUCCUGUUUUUCAAUUGUAUUUCUAUUUACCAUGUUAUUGUUAUUCUGUAGCUAUUAAGAUUAAGGCGCAACCACAUAAUAUUUUGGUUAUAGGCUAGCAUAUCAUUUUAAAAGACAGUGGCUAUAAACAAAAGGACACAGCCACAUAGCAUGUAACAUUUUGGUCGCCACCGACCAAACUCCAGCCCUAACCCAUAGACUUUCCCACCCUUCGAGAACUCCUACCCCUUCUUCUCCAUUUCUCCUAGGCUUCGACCCCAUGUCAUCCCCCACCAGUAGUCCUCACACUUUUCUCCCCAUAUUCUCUGUAAAACGAACCAAAGCACUGCCUGAUACCAAAACGUCUCUCUCACUCAAUGAAGAUUUGCGCGUAAAGGAAGUCGAGAAGGAGAAAACGGGCGAGACGCGCUUUGCCUCUCUUCUUUCGGCUUUCCAUGGCCUCUUGCGCUUAGUCACCAGUCGUUCGCGUUACGCUCGCCUCUAAGCGAAAAUUUUAGGGCGCUUUAGCAUCGACGAUGGCGACGGCAGCGAAAACGUCACUUUAAAAAGGCAUUCACGUUUUUUCAAGCAUUGUCGCGUUUAUUCCAAUCCUCUGAAAAUGUCAAAUGUAGGCGAAUUUCCCAAGAGAUGAUUUGUUGGGGACCGCACUCAAGUUUAGAGAGAGAAGGAAAAAUUCGUCGUCGCUUGUUUACGUCCUUCAUAAAGCGUGAAAUCAGGCAUUUUCACGUCGUAGUCGCGCAGUGACGGCAAAGAAAUGUGCAAACUGAAAAAGCGUGAUCCACGUGCAAAGUUGUUUUUUGGCGUUCUCGUUGCCGUCGCCGUCGUCGUUGCUAAAGCUCCGUAAAGAAGCGCCUAAGGAGGAGACAGAACCUAUACAUGUAUCAUGUAGGCACCGCCUUGAAAAUUUUCUUCCAGAGUGUUUCCAUUUGAAUGGUAUUAAACACCAUAGGAUUUCGUCCUCAAACUUUACAGCCUGCGUAGCUGGUUGUUUUGUUGGGGGGCGCUCGACAGAAAAACCGCAAACUACGGAGGCUAAAGAUUUUAAGGUUAGACUGACAUAUAUAUUCUCGCCAAAACAUCGUCAAGGAGUAAAGGGGUUAAUACAGCCAGUAAAUUGUGCAAUGAGCUGUUGGUUCCCCCAGGAUUCACUGAGGUUUACAAAUAUAGAACUGCAAUUUUGUUUAAAACAAAAUACUACAUUGCAGGAAAGAAACGACCAGCAUGGGACUACAAAGGCAGAUUAGAGGACAUGGAAGCGUUCUUAUUGAAGUCAAACUCCUGUAUGGAGAACAUGACGAAAACAAUUGGCGAUAACCAGGGUAGAAUAUGUUAUCUGGAAUCUUUGAAUAAACAGCUAGAGGGAACAGUGCAGGUUAAAAACCAGCAAAGUGAACAGGUGAGAUCAUUGCCGAUUGCUAUACCAUGGUCUGGGAGGGGGUCCCGAUCCCUACCGAUCCCGCAUUCCCGCUUCUUUUGCAUGACAAUCCCGCUUCCCGAACUUCUGUCAUCUCUGUCCCGAGUACCGUUUUCUUUCCCAAUACCGCCUACAGUGCCAAGAUUUUGGCGGAUCAAAAUUCCCGAGAAGCGGUGAAAUCCCGUUUCCCGUCAAGAAAUUUUGCGUUUUCCCGAAUCCCGUACUAUAUUUCGGUCCCAGGGGCCCGUUUCUCGAAAGUCCCGGUAACUUUACGGGCCCGAAAUCAAAUAUUCAAAUCGAAAUAUAAGGAAUAAGAGCGCGGGUCCUGGCUAGCAAACUACUCCAUUUUGUUUCAUUAACUGACAGUUUUGUCGUGUUAUAUGCAAAACUAUUGAAACCUCGGUCUUUAAUGUAAACGGAGACAGCUUACCGGGCCCGUUAAUUACCGGGACUUUCGAGAAACGGGCCCCAGGGUUAUAACAAGAUCACGGAAAUGUCAGGAAGAAAAGUUAUUCCUGGGUCUUGGGGAAAAACGCACUGUUUACGGUUAUUCUAAUCUCCCAACUCAAAAACGAAACAAAUUAUAAAGUUAGUUUUAUUCACCAUCAUUAUUUGCUUUGCGUGAAUGGCACGUGGAUUUCCCGUAUUUUCAAGGUAAUUAAUGUGCGAACGAGUUUAGUUUGUAUAAAGUUUUGUUCCAUUGCAAGUGAUAUGUUCUCGUUCAAUCGGAAAAAGCGCUUGAGUUGGGAGUUCUAAACAAUGAGGUAUAUUUUUAGUCAGUUAACACUUUAAAAGAAUCCUGAAAUCAUUACACAGAAAAACAAGUUGACAGGCUUAAGGUGGAAACAUUAUGAAAUUGGCGUAAUUUUUACGUGGGUAUUUUACGCGCGUAAAUUAAAUAGAGGUAAUGUAUAGGGGGAGGUCGCGCGUAAACUUAAAAUUUGAACCAAUGUACUUUUGGUUUGUCGCCUUUGCGUAAACGUAAAAACGUUUUUGAACCUCGCUCAAUUUUUUUCAUUUUUGACGUUUACGAAUUUUCAGUCAAAUCGCCUCUAUAACAUUGCCUCUAAUUUUUAUCAUCAUUCACGAGCGUAAACUUUACGCGACAGUGGAAAUCAACCCUUAGUCAUUUAUAAGAGUGUGCUAUCAUUAAUUGCUACUACCCGGCAGGUGGGUAAGAUAGCGAGAGACGUUGCGGCGUAAGGAAUGUAAACACCAAGUUAGAGAUUACUACAACUGUCAUUUGUAUGGAAAAAAUUACUAUUUUCCACGGGAAAUGUUCUCAGAGUUAGGCUAAUAGCCAAGAAAUGGCCAAAAUUUUGACCGAUAACAGAAAAUCCUGUACUCGCUCGUUUCACAGGCCGCAGCGAAGAUUCUGGAUCUUCAGCUGAAAGUCAACAACGCGGAAGAGGAAAUACGAUCACUUCAACUAAAACACGAGUUUGAAAUAGAGGUAGAGAAGAGAGCUAAGAAAAACCUUCAGCAAGAGAAGGAAUCCAUUGAGAACGAACUCAACAUCUCUAAACAAGAAGUCAUGGCUUUAAAAUCUACGGUCGCUAAAAUGACAGCAGAUUCAUUGGGAAUAACCACGGAAUUACAGGCGACCAAGGUAGUGUUUGUCUGUUUAUGAACUUUUUUUAGCUUUUUAGUGUGAAUGCUGCGCCCACUAAACUAAACAGACUCUUUCACAUGCAUGCUCUUUCACAUGCAUCUAUUCAUAGAUGGGCGUGGAAGGCACGCGCGGGCUGCCCGCGAAAGGAGACGUGACAGCGAGGUACGGGAAGAGAAAGGGAGGGCAAUGUUCUACUUUUCCUUCGAGGCCCCUCACGGCCUCCCCACUCGUCCUCGCGUUCUCACGCUAGAGAGCUUGCACGCAGACUAUUUUAAAGGCCGUAAACAGUCCGGAAUAUCCCUAAAUUUAAGGACAGGGCCAACUGGUCACGCGACACUUUUCAACCAAUGAGAAGGCGCUUUUGUGUUUAUCAACAAACAAAUCAAAACAUCGCCGCAGUGAUCAAAACAGCGGACGGAGUUGGUCAGAAUCAGUCAUCGUUUCGAGGCUCUCAGGCAUAUUUUUAAGACUUUUCAUGAGGCAUACACAAUUUUUUUAAGUGGACAGCGUAUCGCAAGCCAUAUUGGAAGUGUCUCGUAAAAUAUUCAGCACAUUUUGUGGCUUAUUUCUUCUUUAAACAACGCGAUAUAUGGGCGAGAUUUUGGUCAGUUUUCAAGGUAGGUGAACAAGUAUCUGUUAUUUUUUCGAUUCACAGAUUUUUUUUACGAAGUUCUAGAACAAGUAUCUGUUAUUUUUUCGAUUCACAGAUUUUUUUUACGAAGUUCUAGAUAUUUUUCCACGAUUGUCAUAUCGAUUAACUUUUAUCAUGUUGAAUGUGGGGAUGGUAGACAACCUAGAAUUUUGGUAGACCAAAAUGAAUUCCGAGGUCCAAAACACGUACGUUUUCCACUCCCGGGUUUCUCACAGAGCCGUGUUAUUACUUUUUUUCGCAUUAGUGCGAGCCUUUGCCUUUUUUCUUUUCAAGGCCAAAACAACUUUAUUAGUCUUAUGAAUAUUCACGUCCUACAUCUCGCCUCACUUUGCCGAAUUUGCGGGGAUGAAAUUGAAGAUCAUAAGCGCAAGGUAGAUACUAACCGCUUUGUUUCUGAAAUUCACCAAAUGUGGAAAGAUUUAAUGUCGCUGGAUUCUCCAAAUGUUCAUCCACCGUUAAAAAACAAUCAAAGAAAGAAGGCAAAUUUCAAGUGUAAAUGAUGUAUUUCGCAACUCAUUGAACAUGCACUAAAUCUAGAUCUGGGAUAAAAUUAAAACAUUGCAGGUACUACAGCGAUUACUACAUCAAGCAAGGAAAGCACCAGAUGCGUGAAGUCCACACGAAACAACACCAGAAAACAAACAAGAAAAAAAUUAAUAAAUUUGAACUAUUUUUUAUUCUUGUUAUGAUGACUGGUUCUUUGAUUCUUGUCCUGUAGAAGCUAAUAGGUAGUACCGAUCCUGUUUUGUAUGAUCUCAACAAAUUUUCACACUCUCUGUAAGGCUAUUUUUACACGGGACCAGUUUGCUUCUAUCAAAAAUCUUGCAAGCCAUGCCAGUGAAGCCACGACCUCCGCGCUCAGUCCGGUUUCAGUUCAAACACCCCAAUGAUUCCUUGCAAUGAAUAAUGCUCUUAUUCUCUUACAUGAAAUGUUUUCUUUGAAAUAUUAAAUGUGAAACCUACACGAGUAUUGUAAGCUCAUCUUUAAUUCUGUCCGUCGACUUCGUCCGUUGUUUUGAAAAUUUUUGAGCACUGGGGCGAUGUUUUGAUUUGUUUGUUGAUAAACACAAGCACGCCUUCUCAUUGGUUGAAAAGUGUCGCAUGACCAGUUGGCCCUGUCCUUAAAUUUAGGGAUAUUCCGGACUGGUAAAGGAAGGCGCCUGUUCGGUAGUCUUAAAUACUGAGAUUUGAAGCACAUUUGAACGUAAAUACAAAUACAGUACAGGCGCCAGGUCUGUGUUUAGCCGCCCCCUCGACGCAAAUAUCUAUCAAUUUCAGGUGAAAUAAAAAAGCGUCAAGAAAUCAAUAAUGUAACUUCUUUUCUCUUGCGGCCUCACAAAAGGUUGCAAUUACGUCACGAAACAGUUCAAACUUUAUUAGCGUUAAAUAGGAAUUCCAAAUACGGAAAGAAAAAACAGAUCAUUGCUUAUCUUCCCAGGUUUCUUUGCAAAAAGCUUUGGACGAAAGUCAGCAAAAGAGUGACACGAUUGCCAAACUCGAAGAUACAGUACGGGAACUUCAAAGCCACGUGGCCUCGCUGGAUUCCAAACUCCGUUCCGAGGAAACCAUCCGUCGCGAGCUCCAUAACACGAUACAGGAACUCAAGGGUAACAUCCGGGUGUUUUGUCGGGUGAGGCCCGUGCUUGCUUCCGAGGAAGGCCAGCGGUUAGGCGCAUUUUCCUUUGCGCAAGACGAGAGAGAACUGGCGAUAGAAUCAACCUCGGCGAAUGAGGUGAGAGAUGGUAUGAAACUCGUCUCCAGAGCUUUUGUUUUCCUUUAGAAAAUGGGGGUCUUGGCGACGAGGUUAACACGAUAUGAGAAAUGAUAUGCAACAAAAAUGUAUACCGUAAAUCAUUUCACCCACUCCUUGUUUCUGAUGCCCAUAACAGCGCUGCCCAAGGAACGCAUCAACCGUCAUGUACAAAGCAUUGCAAGGAUUUUGCUUAGCGUCGAAGUCGUAGUCAGAAGUGGUAAGCUUUAUGAUCUCGUGAAAAAAGCGUUCGGAUUCCGUUUAUGACUCUAUCACUUAUGAAGCGAAAUAACUAAACCAGUCUUAAAGCGUGGCUUGGUUUUUACUUUAUCCUUCGACUUCUGCUUUCAACUUCAACGAUCUGGUUAUUAUUACUUAGUCAUCAGCGGAGUCGGAAGAAAAUUAAAGAUGUAAACAGGUUCUGAUUAUUCCGACUCUGAUUCUGUCAAGCUUCGGACUCCGGUUUUUAAUUUCCACUAAUGAAAGUCACAAGCGCUCUUACUAGUUUAAAAUAGCCUUUAUCUCUGAAAGCCGUGAGUCGUUUUAGGGCCGGCAUAAACAAUCGUCGUCUCUAUCGUGCUUAGUUUGUCGAGCAGUUAACCGGCUCAGCUAAAAGGCAAAGGACCUCUACCAUGGAAAACCAGGAAGGUCAAUAAAUUUGAGAAUUUCUUAUUCCACGCCUGAGAACUCAUGGAAAAUUGAAGUUAUGUUUGGUAGAUUAGUUACUGCAGAUGUCAAAGCAAGGACAAAGGACAAGUAAUUAAACAGCGCGAACGGCACGCGCUUUGGUGGACACCAGAGUGUGUGUCUUUUGAAUUGAGUUUUGUAAAAUAUAGUCACCAAAAACAAGAAUAAUUUUGAAGAAUUUCGAAAGUAACAGCUAAACCGAAGUUGUUUAGAAACUGGAGGUUGGUUUAGGGUUUGUACUUAAUCUCGACCCAGAGCUCUUCUGCACAUGUAAGCACUGGGGUCGAGAAUGGGUUUGUACUCUUUUGGAGAGUCAUGGAAUUAACAAUUUGAAGUGCUCAAGAGAGUACGAACCCUACCUGGUUGCCAUAUGUUGGUUCUUUAGUAAUACACACUCAUCUUUAUUUAUGUUGUCAAUCCACAGAGUAUUUGCGGAACUAAAAAAGCCCCACCAAAACACGAAUUUGCUUUCGAUAGAGUGUUUAACCCGUCUUCAAGUCAAGAAGAUGUUUUCGGUGAAAUUUCACAGUUAAUCCAAUCCGCUCUCGAUGGCUAUAACGUGUGUAUAUUUGCCUAUGGUCAAACGGGCUCAGGAAAAACUUACACGAUGGAAGGGAACACUGCGGACCCUAAAAAACAGGGGAUGAUCCCAAGGGCCUUGGAACAGGUGUUCAGGACAUCACAGGACCUCAAAGAAAAGGGCUGGCAGGUAAGCAAGAAAAAUAUUGCCUUGAAAACCGAUGUUGUUCCCUUGCAUACACUUUGUCGGCGCAUCAUGCGUGCAACCGGAAAAGGGCAUCUUACUGAUAGCUACGUGACGCACACUUUCCUCUUCUUGCUAAAUGCUAUUUUUUUGUCAGCUACUGUCUUUAAAACUUUUAAACCAGGAUACAUGUUUUAUGUGAAUUCGAUUCUUCCUCGUUUGGGGGUACCAUUUACUGUAGGUUUCUUGAAAUGACAAGGCAAUGCUGUUACAUCCCUGCCAUGACGUUUCUCACUAUGAUCUUUUCUCGCGGCGAAAGUUAAACUUUACAAACAGUCAAACCGCAUUUGUGAGCGAAGGUUUCGAUCCUUGCAGUGAUAAAUUGAAUAUGGUGCUGUACAGAUGAGGAAAAAGCGCAGAGGUCGUCGCAAAAUUUACGGCGAUGAUCAAAACUACCACCCAUGUUUCAUCCGCGGUUCACACCUGAUUACUGCACGUAAUUAUUUACUUUCUACAACACCUAUUGCAUUUAAGGUGGAAUCCUACUGUUUGCAUGUAAAAUAUACGCGCGUGAGCGUAAAAGUUGAGCGAGGUUCAACUUUUACAUGCAAGCGCGACCUUCCAAACAUUGCUUGUACAUUAUUUACGCGCGUAAAAUUUACGUGCAUACACUGGUAAAAAUAACACGACAGUGGAAAUCCACCCCUAGUCCCUUAGUCAAGGCCGCUUACAAUAUUUGACACAGACACCAGUUCAUAACUACUUAGUAGAAAAAGAGUACAAUGUGUCGAGGUACCAUACAACAGUAUUACCGCAAUCAACACAAUUGAGUCUUUAAACUUGUUGACGCUGAUUAUUUCACUUCCGUUUCUAGUACACCACCGAGGCCAGUUUUUUGGAAAUUUACAACGAGACGAUCAAAGACCUCCUGGGCUCUGGCGAUCCAAAUGCAAAACACGAAAUUAAACUUGUUAAUCCUAACAGUACGGGAAGCGCUUGCGAAGUAACGGUCACUAAUGUCAAAACAGUGACUGUUACAUCCGAAACACAGGUGGGUUGACGACCUUGUAGCUUGUGAUACGGGACUUCUACUGCCUUUGUCCUGUUAUGUUUUUAAUGGACAGACAAUUGUGUGGGAUUGUUAAUAGCCAUGAAAUAUAUUUUUUUAAAACAAUCUGUGCCUCGGAGUGUAUCAAAACUCAAACAGUAUUACUUAACCUACCACCAAAUGGAGCUUUUGAAAGUUCAGUUUCGAUUUUUUUAACAUUUGAUAUACCGCUUAGAGGGCAUAUUUGUUGGACAAGAGGCUGUAGUUUUGUCAUUUUUAAAUAAUUUCUUUCCUAGCGUUUAGAUCUUCAUCCAUAGUGCAUAAGGACACUUUUUACUGGCAAUAUUGAAAAAAUGAACCAUACAUCCGUGACACUGCCCUUUUAAAAGUCGCCCUGCCAAUUCAUGGACACGCCCUAUGUGGGAACGAAACACUGAGCUCGUCUUUGUGUCUUGCAGUUUUUCAAUCCUUCACAGUACUUGAACCUAGUUUAUUCUCUUUUCCAGAACGUCAAAGCGUUUCGUCAUGAAAGGAUUGUUAGCCUGUGUUAUAUACUCGUGACCAUGUUUUUAUUUUUCAAAUGGAUGCUCACGAGCUGUAAAUUUGUAACUUAAGAUUUCGAAAUGCUUUGCACCAUUCUUUUGCUGCUUCCUCUAUGUAAGGGUAAUGUAACCCCUCUCGCCCCAAAAUUACUCGGACAUCUAAAAUCCUAUUACUGAGUACUAGACAGUCCUUAGGAACGUGUAAGGCAUUUACGGCAGUCACCAGUCUACCUCAUUACUUCUGUGUAGGGGGCUAUAAUUUACUCCUUUAUUCUCUUUCAUAUUUAGUGGUGAAGUUAGGCUAAAUUCUUCGUAUUGGUUUUUGUCGGUUUUGUUACAGGUGUACAGUUUAUUGGAGAAAGCGACUCAAAACAGAGCUGUAGCCGCCACACAAUGCAAUGAGCGUUCUUCACGAAGUCACAGCGUCUUUAGACUGAAGCUCGUUGGUGAAAAUCAUCUCACCGGUGAAAAAUGCCAAGGUAUACUACGCUGAGUUAGUCUGAAAUGUCGUCCGUAUCUUUCACUGUUUGUCCAGACGAUUGACCAUGUACUCACUUCAAUUUGCAGGGACCCUGAACCUUAUUGACCUGGCAGGAUCCGAACGCUUAAGCAGUUCGGGUUCCACUGGGGAUCGGUUGCGAGAAACGAAGAGUAUUAACAAGAGUUUGAGUAACCUCGGAAAUGUUAUCAUGGCUUUGGCCAACAAAGAGCAGCACAUUCCCUACAGAAACUCUAAAUUAACCUUCCUGCUGCAAAACUCCCUCGGUGGAAACAGUAAAAGGUGAGGGGUUAGUUUUUGGGACCGCUCCAAAAGAUGCAACUCGCUUCCAUUUUAGAGUGUCUCACCGCAGACAAGCAGCUUAGAGUCAUGUACCUUAAGGAAUUGCUGUAUGACUGGAGUGAGCGAAUGAGCGGAAGCUAAGAGGAAUUGGACGGAGGUUGGACCUCAGCCCCUUCGUGCCAUUGCUAUAGCGAUUAGGCCAUUUCCACGAUGAUGUCAUCUUACUAUCACGACCAGAAUCCAUUUUUUCGUUUUUCCUUUCAUAUUUAAAUUUGGUAAUCCCAGCGAGGUCUAAAUAACAAAAGCCCCAAUUUGCACGAGAAAGCAAAACCCUGAAGGAUUCUUGUCGUAGUAGAAUGACAUCAUCAUGCAAAUGGCCUAUUCUGGACUAUGGUGUGGCCAUUCAUAUUAAACCUCUCCUGUAAAGGCCUUACAGAGUCCUUAACGAGGGCAACAUUUCACAGUACGCAACGACAACGCUACGACAUUAAGGCUGGUUUUCACUAGCGACGUAGUAGUUAGCGGAAUCAGAAGAAUCAGAACGCUGUUUUCAAUAGAUGUUAAAGUUCUGCUCUUCUGAGUACGACUCCGUCGCUAAUGAAAACCAGCCUUUUGGCCUUAAAAAGUUAAUUCGCGCUCCUUCAAACUUUAUUGCGCUUAUUCCAUCUCGCUCAGUUCGUCAAAUGUUGGCAAAUUUUUCUGGAGUUCACUUCUAAAAGACUGUAUCGAAGUUCUGGAAAAGAAAAAGAAAGUUGCGGUCUUGUGUUCACGUGCUCCACAAAAUUUUCUCUACUUCUUCGAUCGAUGAUCUCGUGAGCUGAACGCUCCUCCUUCACUCAUCACGUAGGCGUCGCCAGCUAUUUGUCUCGUUCCUUUCACUUUUUUAAAUAGAGAAACUGUAAACCAUCUACAACUCCUCUGAGUCUUAACCCUUUUUCGAUUCUGUUACAGUUUGAUGUUUGUAAAUAUUUCACCAAAGGAGGAAUCACUGCAGGAAACACUUUGUUCUCUUCGAUUCGCCACAAAGGUAAGCGCAGCUUCUAUAUGAGAAUUUCCUCAGUUUGACAAAUGUAAAACGUUAACUGAUGAUAGAUUGUGUCUGAUUGUUUCGUUUCUAAGGUUUGACUGGUUAGCGCCGCCUUUUCAAUCUUUAAGCCUUACACCCCUAAAAUGUUUCCAGUCCAAAAACGUUUUUAAAAAUCGCUCGUAAGCGACCGCGACCACUUUCCGGGUGAUGGUUUUAGUACUUUUCCAUUGCUUUUGGCAUCUUGUAAGCGACCGCAUGACUCAUGGUGUGUGUGCUGUGUACUAUGUUCACUGUAUGUGCUGCACUAUAUAGAAUAUGCCAACAAUUUUUAGAUUUACCAUAGCUUUCCCUAGACCUAAUGGCAGCAAUAAAUAGCAACUGCUCAUAUUAACGUGGAAAUUUGAGUCUGAAAAUAAACUUAUUCCUUUUUUUUCUACAGGUGAACCAGUGUAAUAUUGGAACUGCACAGAAAAAAGUUCUCAAGUGAUUUAGAGAGCUCAGAGAUGAGAGUUAUUUUGAAAGGCAUGCAACUGGUCGCUUUUUAAAUUUUAACGCAAGGACAGCGGAUUUAUAAGCCAGAAAAUUAGAGUAGACUGAAAAUCCACGUUGAUGGUUUUAGGUUUUGUUUUAGAAUAUAUCUUAGCCUCACCUUUAUUAUUUUACUAUUAUUAUUUUUUAAUGUAAUACCAUCAUAUGUGCUUGCGUGCGUUUUUCGUCAUUUUUUCGCCGCACCAACUGGUUUUUCAUACCAACACGUUCCUUGUACACUGUACAUACGUAUUCGCGGGAGAGAACUAGUAGGGAAAAAAUACCAAAUUUGUGAUAAUCGAAAUUCACUCGUCAAAUAGCUUUACACUGUUACUCCACCAAAGUUUUCGGUUGAUCUUUCCACUUAUUUCUGUAAUAUGCGUUACAAGCAGACAGGCAAGAAGUCAGUCAGAUCUUGAAACAAAUAUGUGUAGCUGGCUGUUGACACGGGAAGACUAGAAACUAGGCCACGAUUGGUUCGUUGGCUCGAAUUUACCUCUGAUUGGUUUAGAGCGUUGAGCAGGACAUUUCAGCCAAUCGCAAAACACAACAAUGUAAACAGUGACCAAGCUUCAUCUCCAGAUUCUCCCCCUGCUUACUCGCGAGAGCUUUUAAUACGCGCGGCCACUCGGUUUCUGGGCCGUUGCUCGAAAGUCCCAAUAACUUUUCGGGCCCGGAAAGCUGUUUUAGGUUUGCCGUGUUUGCAUUUAGGAUCAAAAUUUCAAUAGUUUUGAAAGUGAUACAAUGAAACUAUCAGUUAACGAGUUGACUGGUUUCUGAGCUACGAACUGUGGUACCAUUCAACUGGUUUUGAUUUCAAAAUUUACCUUUGCACCCGAAAAGUUACCUGGCCUUUCGAGAAACAGGACCCAGGGGGUAGUUUCUCGACAGUCCCGAUGGUUAACGGGCCCGGUAAGCUGUCCCCGUUUACAUUAAACAUCGAGGUUUCAAUAGUUUUGCAUCAUUUUAUCAUGUUAAAUGCAAAACUAUUGAAACCUCAAUCUUUACUGUAAACGGAGACAGCUUACCGGGCCCGUUAAUUAUCGGGACUUUCGAGAAACGGGCCCCAGGCCCGAUCUAAAGAAUAAAUUUCCGGGCCGUAGCUUACAAAUCAUUGUAUCUUUUGUUUCAUAAUUUUAUCAUUUUAUCUGCAAAACUCGAUCUUGAACGUAAACAAAAACAGCUGUCUGGGCCCGGUAAUUAUCAGGACUUUCGAGAAACAGACCACAGGUGGACCAAGAUACGCGAACGUGAAGGCCACAGAUACAGUCUCCCUUUUGCUCCUCAAUUCUUACUCUUGAUGAAAGUAGGGCAUUGUGCAAGGAUGAUACCCUUACUAACACUACCAUCAUUCAUUUAUGUUUCUUUCCGUUUUUGAAUCUGACAAUUCAAAUGUCGCUUAAAUACUUGUGGUAACAUUAGCAAAACAUGAUCGACAAACUGUGCAAUGUGAACUUGAGUAUUCCAGUCUCCGUG
Molecule: messenger RNA, 21241 nt
Organism: Porites lobata
Lineage: Eukaryota; Metazoa; Cnidaria; Anthozoa; Scleractinia; Poritidae
Source: the annotation of a GenBank genome assembly